AAGGAGAAGAAAAAUAAAGAGGAGGUUUCAACUCUAAAGGAGGAGCUGACCAAGCUGAAGGCUUUUGCACUGCUGGUUGUUAGUGAGUGUCUGAGCGAGCUGCUGGAGGAGCAGAGGCGUCGCGUCAAAGAGCUGACCGCCAUCACGGACAACAUCAAGCAGGAGGUCAGUGCCGCUUACCCCAGCGCAAAGAAGGAGGAGCUCAAAUCCCUGCACCAUAAUCAGGUUUCCAUCUUCCACCAAAGCCAGAACACUAUGACAGCCCCAAGGAUGCUGUCAGAAGUUGAGUUACUGAGGAGAAGGGUCGUGGAAAUGGAGGGAAAGGACGAGGAGCUGAUACGCAUGUGGGACCAGUGUCGAGACCUGGACUGCAGACUGGCGAGGGAGACAAGCCACUGUCGUAGCUUGAAAGUUGAGGUGGAUACACUCAAUGGCAGAAUCAAUGAAUUGGACAGGAUAGAGGAGGCUUUAGGUAAGAGCAAACAAGACUGCAGUAUUUUGAUGGGCAGCUUGGAGCGAGAGAGAGAGGUUAGCAAGAUGCUGUAUGGUGAGCUUGACACUCUGAAAGUGAGGGUGAGAGAGCUGGAGGCCGUUGAGGGCCAACUGGAAAAGAGUGAGGCGGUGAUUAGGCAGGACCUGGCCAAGCUCAGGUCACUGACUGUAGCUUUGGUGGAGGACAGAAAGAACAUGGCCGAGAGGCUUCAACAGGCUGAGGAAAAACUCAACAGGAAGGAGGGCAAAAGAAAUGAGCAAAGCAAUUUGGCAACAAUAACAGAAAGACUGAGAGAGGAGAGGCACCAGGCACUGAGGUCUAAGGCAGAUUUAGAGGAAAGGAUUAAAGGCAUAGCAAAGGAAAAACAUGAGCUCCAAGAGAGACUAAAAACAGAGGAGGAGAGGAGCAGAGAGCUACAGAGUAAAAUAACCAUCAUGAGAAAAAGGUUACAAAUCUUGGAAAACAGGAAAGAAAAAGAGGAGAAGUACACACAUAGCUCUUAUCCAAACAAUGCUAACCAUCAGUGCGCCAAGAGAGAGAAACAAACAAAGAACUCGAACGAAUGGGCAGCCAGAGGCUACAGGACAAGGAGGGCGGAGGAAGGUGGGAGACUGGUGAAGGUGGAAGAGGACUUUGAGUCCCUGCAAAAGAGGUUCAAAGAUGAGCAGAAGAGGUCCCAGGCACUAACAGAAGAGCUAGAAGUGGCAAAGAGAGAGCUUUCCAGGUAUGAGCAGGCAGAGAAGCAGGAGGUCAACCAGGAACAUCUCCUCCUUUGCCGUCUUCAGAAGGAGCAGGUUAAGUCCAGACUAUUAGGCAGAGAGGUAGAUACCCUGAAGGAGAAACUCCAGAAGCUGAUGGGGACUGAGGAGUCCAUCUGCAGGGUUCAGGCAGAUCACUCCACGCUGCAGAGGAAACUGACCCAGCAGGAAGCCAGUAACAGAGAGCUGGCCAGAGAGAUGAAGGAACUGAGUAGUGCGCUAGACAGGCAGAGACAAAUCAAGAAUCUUACACCUGGUGCUAACAGACAACACUUUUCAGACCUCCAUCAGACCACCAAAGAGGUUCAGACUGAGCCAACAGACAGCCUGCCGCCUGACUACAGCGAUAAACUAGAUGAAGAAAACAAGGACGAGGACCCAAACCAAAAUACAGAAAUCAUAAACAGAAGCUCUCUUGUCAACAACCUUAACAGCUUGAACUGUGCAAAUAACAACAUAUGCCAAUAUAGCAGCCAUUCAGCCAAUAGCAUAGAUAUGCACCAAACGGUUAAUGGAGAGGUGAUGAUGUUAACACACACACCAGGGCAGCCCUUGCACAUCAAAGUAACACCACAUCAUGUACUCAACACAGCCACACUCGAGAUUAGCAGCCCAACUGGAGACGCAACUACAUCCUACACCAGCACAGCGGUCAUUCCAACAAGCGGAGCCUCAUCUAAACAGAGAAUAACCAUCAUCCAGAACUCCGCUCUGUCCGUGGUUAAUACCACAACCCCACCUUCGAGCCCUGACCGCACCGUCUCCCCACUUGACAGUACAUCAAUUUCUCGGGUGUUAAGUCCAAAUUCAUCGCGCUCAGCGACACCCGAUCACAGCAACUCCCCCAUUCAGAUCGUAACAGUCAGGACCGGUUCUCCAGAGCCAACCGAGGCUGCAAAUCAGACUGUCUUCUGCAAGACAGCGGUGCGGCAGAAUAGCUGGCAACAUCAGAGGUCCAAGAGCACCGACACAGGCCCAAGUAUCAUUGCCACAGAGGAUAACAAGAUUCAUAUCCAUGUGGGGAGCCCAUAUAUCCAGUCUCUUAAUAGUAUGGCCCACAGCGUCCCACAGCCUGUUGGGCCAUACUAUCUCCGACAUGAACAAAGGACUCAAGUGCUCGCCAAUGACUAUCAUGUCAAAGGUGUUGGCAAGAUUACAAGUAGCAUCACUAUAUCCCCAGCUACCUCCUCAGCUUCACAUUCCCCAAAUAUAAUAGUGAGUGGCCUUUGUGAUUAGGUGAAAAUGUAUAUUCUGAACAAACAGUAUUAUGUAUUAUGAACUAGAUGCUUUGUGGUAUUUGUCCUAACAGAGCCUAUGUAAACCCUACUCUGUCUAGUUAAUGUGUCCUUAGACUUACUGACUUGAAAAAUCCUUUAUAGACUGUAUCGCGUGUGUGUGUAGUGCCUGUAUGAGAGCUAAGUGAGACAUCAUCGCAACCAAAUGUUUGACGUGCUUUUACAAUUAUCUGUUUCAUUCAUGUUUUUUCUUACUGUUCAUUAAAAGUGUUUGUGUUGAUUUUAA
Messenger RNA from Perca fluviatilis (European perch), 2772 nucleotides. Its product is annotated as filamin A-interacting protein 1-like. NCBI's taxonomy places the organism in Eukaryota, Metazoa, Chordata, Actinopteri, Perciformes, Percidae. The record is from RefSeq and is a predicted model, not a curated record. The transcript has a single exon. The coding region runs from base 256 to 2487 and encodes 743 amino acids.